Messenger RNA from Arachis ipaensis, 1189 nucleotides. Its product is annotated as putative F-box/FBD/LRR-repeat protein At1g66290. Gene Ontology annotation, molecular function: protein binding. NCBI's taxonomy places the organism in Eukaryota, Viridiplantae, Streptophyta, Magnoliopsida, Fabales, Fabaceae. The record is from RefSeq and is a predicted model, not a curated record.
UCGAAGUGGUGUUAUGUAUACAACCCCCAAGGUGCCGGAGAUAUGCAAAUUUCUCUUAUGAAAUCAGUAAGCAUGCAUGGUCUACAAAAGCUCAAGGGAGUUGAUAUUCAGGGAGUACAAAAUGUCUAUAUUGAUGCUCCAAAUAUUGAGAAAAUAUAUUAUGGUGCUGACAGUUAUGAGCCCUCCAAGAUGAAUUUUGAUAGUUGUGGAAAUUUGAGAGCUUUGACCUUAAUGAAUAUGAAGAUUGAAUUUCUUUUUACAGAUAUAUGGUUUCUUCAUCUAUCUUCCAAAUUUCCUUUCCUUGAGAGUUUGGAAUUGGUUGAAUGCUCCAUGUAUGAGAACAUUAAUAUUUCAAGUUCUCAACUCAAGGCUUUGGUGUUAUCUAAUUGCUCUACCAUGGAUAAGCUUGAAAUUGACACUCCAAAUCUAUUAUCAUUUCGAUACUAUUAUGCUGGUGAUGACUUACCUUCCAUAUCUUUUCUAAGCUGUUCUAAUCGACUGGAUGUAAAUGUUCGGUUCAAUAUGAUUCAUCCACGUCUUUACCAGUUGGGGAAAUUUGUCAAACAGUUUAAACCACAAAAGUUAUUGACAUCACUCUCCCUCUCCAUCCGUCCUUGCAUCCCUUCUGAUGAGAGUUUUUAUGAUCAUGAAUAUUAUUUUUGGGAAGACCCAUAUUCAUUGCCACCUACAUUGCCUGUGCCAAGCAUCAAAAACUUGGUCAUACGCUCUGUUCGGGAAGAUAAAUCUAAGUAUUCACUUCUUGUGAAUCGCUUGUUCUAUGGUUGGUGCCCAGAAACUAUUUCAUUGAGCUUGAACCCGUCUCAUUGCACCAAAGCAUUCAUUGAGUUUUUCUACUGGUGGCUACUCGAAACCAAAAAGGCAAAGGGCAAGUUUUGCUCCUAUUGUUAUCCCAAGUCUAAGUGUUGGUUUCAUGGCUUGAAGGAUGUCAAGGUCACAAGCUCAGUCAAGAAUGAUGUGAAUGUUGUUGAUUUUGUUCAUCUCAAAUCUCUCUUAUGUGGAUUGUCAAGUUCUGAUAAUGCAAAUAUUAGUUUUAGAUUAAAGUAGUAUUUAUCUUUUUUUUAGUUAGUAACUCAUUUACAUUUCUUUCUUUAAUGUUUUAUCUUCCAUAGAGGAGGAAGUUUUGAAUGUGUGAAGGUUUCUAUAAUAACAAACUCAAUUUUGUUUUUAA